AUGAGUGAGCAGGAGGAGACAGAGGAAGACGAGGGAGGGGGCUCCUCAGACACGACACCCAUGCUGCCCCAAAGGCCUCAAGAUCACCAAGCCUCAGCCAUGACAUGCUCAGGAUGGCCAGGCCUGAUUGCUAUAGGCAUGGGGCCCCUGCUGCUGCCUGGCCGGGCCCUGGCCAGGCUCCUGCUGCACCUGCUCCUGCCAAUGACUGUGUCCCUGCUGCUCCUGCUUCCUGCUGCAGGCGUCGUCUACCUGGGAUUCCUGUGCCACUCUAGGGUCCACCCGGCCCCCGGCCCCCGGUGCCGCGCUCUGCUCUCGGACCAUGGCUCCGCUGCGCUCAUCGUGCUCGGCUUCCUCUCGCUGCCGCCACUGCUGGUGCUCGCCUCGGCCGCCCGCGCCCGCCUGUCCCAGCACCUCCGCCCGCUGUUGCCGCCCCCAACUCGGACCCCCGCAUUCCGCUGCCGCCCAGGGUCCAGGGAGCAGGAGCUGGCUGGCCGCCUCCCCUCUGGGGAGGAGCAGCUCUGCGCCUGGGUGUGA
Molecule: messenger RNA, 534 nt
Organism: Otolemur garnettii (small-eared galago)
Lineage: Eukaryota; Metazoa; Chordata; Mammalia; Primates; Galagidae
Gene: TMEM278
Product: transmembrane protein 88B
Exons: 2
Coding region: 1-534 (177 amino acids)
Biological process (GO): negative regulation of canonical Wnt signaling pathway
Cellular component (GO): plasma membrane
Molecular function (GO): PDZ domain binding
Source: RefSeq, a predicted model, not a curated record